CUUACCCACCACCUGUUCGACAAAAUGCCAAGCCGAACUAGGAAAUCCUAUAAGUCCAGUUUUUUCUUCUCAAAUUAAUGUCAUAUUAAUAGCAGGGAAUUUCUGAAAUGGAUGUGGGUCAUUGUUAUCUGGAUGGAAACCCUGACGCGGUUGAGUUCUGUCCACACGAUUCUUUUAAGAAUGUCCUUGCGGUUUCAACAUACACACUUCAAGAGGGUGAUCAGCCGAGUCGGUUGGGGAGUUUAUCGUUAUUUAAUGUAGAUGCUUGCGCGGGUCUUCUCGAGCUGUCGCAUCGAGUGGAAACUGCUGGUAUAUUUGAUAUCAAAUGGGCGCCAGUUGGACAAGUCAGUGAUGAAUACCUACCUUUGCUGGCUCAAGCUGAUGCCAAUGGAUAUCUUAGGGUUCAUAAGCUUGAAAGCUCCUCCUAUGGAUCAUCAGCAACUUCUGAGGCUUCUUUGCGAGAGUUAGCAGACGAACAAGUUAGUUCGACCUCAAUGUGCCUAUGCCUGGACUGGAAUCCAUCUUCCAAUUCCAUCUCGGUUGGGCUUUCAGAUGGCUCAUUGUCAAUAGUCUCAUUUACAGAGUCCAUGCUAGAAAUUCAGGAAAUGUGGAAAGCACAUGACUUUGAGGUUUGGGCUGCUUCAUUCGAUAUACAUCAACCACAGCUGGUCUAUACCGGCUCAGAUGACUGCAAGUUCAGUUGUUGGGAUCUGAGAGCUGGACCUUCCCAACCAGCAUUCCAAAAUUCAAAGAUCCACAAGAUGGGCGUUUGUUGCAUAACAAAGAACAACCCGAGUGACCCUAACACUCUACUUACUGGAAGCUACGAUGAACAUUUAAGGAUUUGGGAUGUAAGGUCAAUCUCAAAGCCUGUGAAUGAAACAUCUGUUUGUUUAGGCGGGGGUGUUUGGAGACUCAAGCAUAAUCCAUUGGAACCGAGUUAUGUCUUGGCAGCUUGUAUGCACAAUGGAUUUGGUUUGGUUAGGAUUGAUAAUGGAGGGGAAAAGAUAGAUGUUGUUGAGACUUAUGGUAAGCAUGAAUCACUUGCUUAUGGAGCUGAUUGGCAAAGAGGGGAAUUGAUUGUUGAUGGGAAACGGAAGAAUAAUGCGGUGGCUACUUGUUCGUUUUAUGAUCGGCUUCUUCGAGUUUGGAUUCCUGAAUGUCAAAUGUUUCUUUGAUUUCUUAGCUUUUCUUGUUAAGAUUAUUGUUAAUGUGUGGAAUUUGAUUAAAUUUUGUCAUUUAUAUUUUUUGUGACUGAUUUGAUAAGUUGGUAUUUGUGGAAUCAGUUUUAUUUAACUUAUUUGAAAGAUGUUAUGCUUUCACUUUUCAA
Molecule: messenger RNA, 1330 nt
Organism: Impatiens glandulifera
Lineage: Eukaryota; Viridiplantae; Streptophyta; Magnoliopsida; Ericales; Balsaminaceae
Product: diphthine methyltransferase homolog
Exons: 2
Coding region: 108-1178 (356 amino acids)
Molecular function (GO): protein binding
Source: RefSeq, a predicted model, not a curated record